Molecule: messenger RNA, 1064 nt
Organism: Ilyonectria robusta
Lineage: Eukaryota; Fungi; Ascomycota; Sordariomycetes; Hypocreales; Nectriaceae
Exons: 1
Coding region: 396-992 (198 amino acids)
Source: RefSeq, a predicted model, not a curated record
UCCUCUAGUCCCCGCGCGCCGGCCGCGUUUCAGGUCUUCUACGCGGCCGGUGUGCGCCACCGUGUUUCGGCGGCGGAACGACGGGGGGGCCAGCCACCGCUCGGCCGGGUUGCGUGUGCGUGUGCUCGGCCUGGCGGGACGAACCAAUGCUGGCGCGUCGCGUAUCAGAGCGUUCGUUUCGCGAUGGGGGGUUGGGCCAUCGUGUGUGUGUGUGUGUUCUCCAGCAGUUUGUCUAGUAUUCUGGUGGUGCAGCUGACUGAACAAGAGGCCGCAGACGGGGCCGCAGCGAAGGGGGGGUUGGUUUGACGGGCUGGCGUUUGACGUGGAUGAGACGGGCGGCCGUGUGACCGGGAGACGAGCAUCGGGCGUGAAGGCUGGAUGAAGAAGGACGAACCAUGGUUUGCUCUUCCCCCUCUUCCCCCUUCCCUCUUCCCCCGGGCUGUGCUCCGCCGCAUGCUAUGCUGUGCUGCGCUGUGCGGUGUGUUGUCCUGCCGCCUGCCGUGUUUGCGUGCAACCCCCUCCCAGCGGCACGACGACGAGAGGGCAAAACCACGGCUCUUUUCUGCUCCAUUCCAUUUCAUUUCGUCUGGCGGCGCAGCGGGGGGCGCGUGAGACACACGCGGAUGCGCCGCGAUGUCUUCCGCUGCGGGCUUCCGUCGCUUUGGAGUGGCGAUGACGAUGCGGGGUGGGUUGUUGGCAAUUGGGCACGAACUGAGUUAGUGUCGGCUGCCCGCAGCCUUGUGGCCGGCGGGGCGAGGCGAGAGACGAGGUGGCAUGAGACAGGGCGGACGGGACGAGGCGAGACAAGACAAGACAAGACGAGACAAGGCCGGACGGACGGACUAAAUCGCCAGAGAGAGUCAGGCCGCCGGGGAGAGAGACAACGCAUCGGGCUUUUGUCUCGGGGACCGGUGAGGAGUUGGCGUUGGCGCGUGGGGUGUUUUGGUCAAGUGAGUGAGUGGGUGAGUGAGUCAAUCCUUCGGUGUGCAUAACCAUGAAAGCCUUGGAAUCAGGCAGUCAAGACAUCUCCAGAGUAGUCAUGUCUCCGUCAAGCUCAAUUAUUG